GAAAGGGAGGAACAACGGAAUGGCAUUUGGCAACCCAUGAGCGCCGUCUGUGACACUAGCUGGCAGAGUGAAUGGUUUAAAGAUAUAAGGGGUUGACUUCGGCAUUUCGGAAUAAGAAACCGCAAGAACUCUGAAUUUAUUCACUCGUUAAGUAAAAUGUAAACGUGCUUGUUAUUCGCAUGGUCGCGAAUCCUCGGAGAUUAUCGCCUGGACCUCUGAAUGGCUAGACAUCUAUUAAAGGUAGUCCACCACCACAACGGCGUGUCACUUUGCUAUCGUGUCAGAUAGGGUCCUGCUUUGUAAAUUCAGAAGGCCGAAGGCGGACUUGGCCAGCAAGGUGGCUGAUAAACGGGGGAUAAGAUGGGGUCGGGAUUUCGGAGUGAAGAGAUGUGCUUGGCGCAGUUGUUUCUGCAGUCCGGCUCAGCGUACGACUGCAUCAGCGAGCUUGGAGAAAUGGGUCUGGUUGAAUUCCGAGAUCUCAACCCCAGUGUCAGCUCCUUCCAACGUCGCUUCGUCAGUGAGAUCAAGAGGUGUGAGGAGAUGGAGAGGAUUCUAGGCUAUGUCUUAAGGGAGAUCAGGAAAGCAAAUAUUCCAGUUCCUGAGUGCGACGACAGUCCAGUGGCCCCAGCGCCCAAGCAUGUCCUGGAGAUCAUGGAACAACUGCAGAGGCUGGAAGUAGAACUCAGUGAGGUGACCAAGAACAAGGAGAAGCUGGAGCGGAACCUUCUAGAACUCACCGAGUACACCCACAUGCUGCGGAUCACGCGCACCUUCGUGCACAGCCGCUCCAGGCAUGAAGCCCUGGGCCCUCAGUAUGAGGAGUUUCCUUCCCUCGAGACCGAGUCUGUGACUGGUUGCACCAGCAUGCAGAGGCUUGGAGCCAAGCUAGGGUUUGUUUCCGGCCUGAUCCGGAGGGUGAAGAUGGAAGCCUUUGAGCGCAUGCUGUGGAGGGUGUGCAAAGGUUACACUAUAGUCAGCUACGCCGAGGUGGAUGAAAGCCUCGUUGACCUUGACACGGGUGAGAUCAGUAGAAAUGUAGUCUUCCUGAUCUCAUUUUGGGGUGACCAAAUUGGCCAAAAAGUUCAGAAAAUAUGUGACUGUUACCACUGUCACAUCUACCCCCACCCGGAGACUGAUGAGGAGCGGGCGGACGUGAUGGACAGCCUGAAGACACGCAUUCAGGACCUGAAUAAUGUGUUGCACCGCACCGAGGACUACCUGAAGCAGGUGCUGCAAAAGGCCUCGGAGUCAGCCUUCUCAUGGGUGGUGCAGGUGAAGAAGAUGAAGGCCAUCUACCACAUCCUCAACCUCUGCAGCUUUGACGUCACUAACAAGUGUCUCAUCGCAGAGGUCUGGUGCCCGGUCAGCGACCUGGCCCAGCUACGCAGGGCACUGGAGGAAGGCUCGAGAAAAGGCGACGCUCCUGUUCCCUCGUUUGUCAAUCGCAUCCCAAGCAAUGAUACCCCCCCAACCCUCCUCAGAAGUAACAAGUUCACCUCUGGCUUCCAGAGCAUCGUGGAGGCUUAUGGAGUCGGAGACUACAGAGAAGCGAGUCCAGCUCCCUACACCAUCAUCACUUUCCCCUUCCUCUUUGCCGUCAUGUUCGGAGACCUGGGCCACGGGGUGAUCAUGGCGCUCUGCGGUCUGUGGAUGGUGCUGGGGGAGAAGAGCCACAAGCGAAGGCGCUCAGGGAAUGAGAUUUGGAAUACUUUUUUUGAUGGGCGCUAUAUAAUUUUGAUGAUGGGCCUCUUUUCGAUCUACACGGGCCUCAUCUACAACGACUGCUUCUCCAAGUCCCUCAACAUCUUCGGCUCAGGCUGGAGUGUUAGAGCCAUGUUCACAGAGCAACAGUGGAUGAAUGAAACUUUGAGAACAAAUGCUUUACUUACUCUUGAUCCAAAUAUCUCUGGAGUUUUCAGUGGACCCUAUCCAUUUGGAAUUGAUCCGAUUUGGAAUCUAGCUGUGAAUCGUCUGUCCUUCCUGAACUCCUAUAAGAUGAAGAUGUCCGUCAUAUUGGGUGUCAUUCACAUGACCUUUGGGGUGGUGUUAAGUGUCAUUAAUUAUGUGAACUUCCGGCAGAAGUAUAAAGUCUACCUGCUCUUCCUACCUGAGCUGCUCUUCCUGCUUUGUCUCUUUGGCUACCUGGUGGUCAUGAUCUUCUAUAAGUGGCUGGCUUACUCCGCACGGGACUCACGCUCUGCCCCUAGCAUCCUAAUCCACUUCAUUAACAUGUUUCUAAUGCAAGGCGGGGACACCACACCCCUUUACCCAGGACAGAUGGGGCUUCAGAUCUUUCUGGUAAUAGUGGCUCUGUUUUCAGUACCAGUGAUGUUGCUAGGGAAACCACUUUACCUUUACUGGCUUCAUCACGGAGGCAAGAGCCUUGGAGCACACAGGGGUUAUGAGAGGGUCCGGCGUGUGAGUGAGGAGGACCUGUCUCCAUCCAUGCUUCAUGAUGAGGAGGAGGGCCUCAGUGACCACAUGUCUGGUAGAGAUGGAGGAUCCAAGCAGUUUGACUUUGGGGAUGUGUUCAUGAACCAGGCUAUCCACACCAUUGAGUACUGCCUGGGUUGCAUCUCCAACACAGCGUCCUACCUGCGCCUGUGGGCCCUCAGCCUGGCCCAUGCCCAGCUGUCGGAGGUCCUGUGGCAGAUGGUGAUGCGUGUGGGCUUCAGGGUGACUACCAGACUCGGCCUGCUGUUUCUCGUGCCAGCGUUCACAGUGUUCUCUGUGCUUACUGUCUCCAUCCUGUUGAUCAUGGAGGGACUCUCGGCUUUCCUUCAUGCUUUGCGACUGCACUGGGUUGAGUUUCAGAACAAGUUCUACAGUGGCCAAGGACUCAAGUUUGCUCCAUUUGACUUUUCUCUGCUACCUUCUAUCUUUGAACAAGAUGGACUGCUGUGAGAUGGAGACUUUGUAAAUUAACUGUGACCAGGAGUGUAUGGUUUAAGGAUGUUGAUUUCUCACCGAGCUGCAAGUUUUUACCAUCAAGACAUUAUUUUAUACUUAAGACCACCGGCUGCACCAAGGCCUUCAACAGAAGCAUUCAUAUCAAGCUUAUUUGGAAACUGAUAAUCUCCAGUAGUUCAGAUAAACAAAUGCUGUUCCAGAUGUCAACAGUUUCGGUGUCAGUUGCCACACAAUACAUGGCAUACUCUUCAGAGAAUUUUAGAUUGCUAAUAUAUUUUCGCUUUUAAACAAAUAUUUAGAUUAUUUCCCAAAUAGAUCCUAUAAGGGGAGACAAUAAUGGAGUAACUGGGUGCGGCUACUGUAUUUAUUCAAUGUGGUCAUAUCAAACUUUAAAGCAAGUGCCAUAUAGGCUUACCUGUUAUUUAAUGGGCAGGCUUCAGUGCUGCGUUGAAUGUGAUUGUACUUCGGAAUAAGAUGUGUCUUUUAGAUUGCCGUGUAUUCACUGUACACCUCAAAAAGAAGCAAACAAAAAACACAUGGUAUUUUGCAGUUUGUACAAAGGAGAUGACAGUGUUACGGAAACUUAAUUGGGUAAAUCAAACACUGUAGCAACAUGUGGAUAUUGAGGGAUUUUCCUUUUGUAUGGUAUAACCAGACGCUGAUGGUAAUUGUGAUAAUAAAAAUCUGCUGGAAUUUGUUGAGGCCAU
Molecule: messenger RNA, 3617 nt
Organism: Alosa sapidissima (American shad)
Lineage: Eukaryota; Metazoa; Chordata; Actinopteri; Clupeiformes; Clupeidae
Gene: atp6v0a2a
Product: ATPase H+ transporting V0 subunit a2a
Exons: 21
Coding region: 361-2904 (847 amino acids)
Biological process (GO): vacuolar acidification; proton transmembrane transport
Cellular component (GO): vacuolar proton-transporting V-type ATPase complex; plasma membrane; vacuolar proton-transporting V-type ATPase, V0 domain
Molecular function (GO): ATPase binding; proton-transporting ATPase activity, rotational mechanism
Source: RefSeq, a predicted model, not a curated record